Molecule: messenger RNA, 2903 nt
Organism: Meriones unguiculatus (Mongolian gerbil)
Lineage: Eukaryota; Metazoa; Chordata; Mammalia; Rodentia; Muridae
Gene: C8g
Product: complement C8 gamma chain
Exons: 7
Coding region: 37-882 (281 amino acids)
Biological process (GO): complement activation
Cellular component (GO): membrane attack complex
Source: RefSeq, a predicted model, not a curated record
GACCUCCACCUCCCUGUCGUCCCUAACAGGGCUGUCAUGCUGUCCCUUGAGGCUGUGUUCUUUACCCUGCUCUUGACAGCCAGUUCGCUGGGCCAAAGGGCUCAAAAGCCCUCUGGAUCUAUGUCCCCAAUCAGCACCAUCCAGGCCCAGGCCAAUUUCGAUGUUCAGCAGGUAAAAAUUUGGCUUCUUGUGGCUGUGGGCUCUGCAUGCCGCUUUCUUCAGGAGCAAGGAUACCGGGCUGAGGCCACCACAUUGCACACAGCUCCCCAGGGUGCAGCUAUAGCUGUCAGCACCUUCCGGAAACUAGAUGGGAUAUGUUGGCAGAUACGGCAACUCUUUGGAGUCACAGGGGUCCCUGGACGCUUCUUUCUCCAAGCCCCAGGGCUCCGUGGUCCAGUGCAUGUGGUUGUUGCUGAGACCGACUACCAGAGCUUUGCCGUUCUGUAUCUGGAGCAGGCAAGGAAGCUAUCUGUGAAACUCUAUGCCCGCUCACUGCCUGUGAGUGACUCUGCCCUGAAUGUGUUUGAACAGCGAGUGAGGGGAGCCAACCUGACAGAAGACCAGAUCUUUUUCUUUCCCAAGUUUCUGCAAGACUUCAGACCAGUUCCACAUCCUGAACGAGAUACAGAGAUAAGGCCAUCAGGUCGAGAAGCUGUGGACAGUGGACUGCCCUUAGAGAAUUCUGAGCACCCUGAACAAACUCUUGAAAUCUCUUCUAUCUGUCCCCAGAAUCACCCCUUCAUAUUCUGUUGUCCUGGAGCUUUUUUAGUAAACAGUAGUAGACUUGCCCUUGGUCUUUUCUGUCAACCUGGAUAUGAGUUCCACUAUGCUCAGGUGGGAAGGGAACUAGAUCCCCCUGACUCUGUGAGGACUCUGUCCUAGGGAGGUGGGGCUAGAAAGAGUUUCGAUGCAUAGAAACACUCAGUCCUGGCUCUCUCCCUGAGCCUUUUCCCCCUUUGCAAUGAAGGCUGACUCAGUGGUACCUUCCUCCCCAACUCCAACCCACUGUGCUGGCUUAGUGCCCAUGGGGGUGGGACUCCUGGUCCUGCCUAGGGUACCUUCCCUAAGAAGGGCACAGGCCUUCCAAUAAGCCCUCUAGGCCCCUCCUGACCCUUGACCCUGGAGGCUAAAGAGCUGUAUGCCAAGGGGCACUUGCUGGGGAGAUACCAGGAUAGGUUUGAGGGGGCAGUUGGAACACAUAGAAUAGAAAGCUGUACGCCAGGAGCAGGAACAGGCAGACUACUUCAUGAAACAGUUAGGGCUGAGCAUGGGGCUCUUGACAUAUACAACUUCUGAUACAGCUGCCCCCAGCCACCUCUAACCAGAGUCUAAUUAAGGUUAUCAGCUAUAGGAAACAGGAAGCAAGCUGUGCACAUCCCCGUAAGGGAAGAGUUGGGCCUUUUUCCCAGAUAGGAGCAGUAUUCUUUCUAGACCUAGGAUGGUUUGCUUGGCUUUGCACGUUAGGGCUGGAGUUCAGGAAACUGGGCACCAUCCCAGACCCGUCUGCUCCUGCCUCAUAUUCCAUUGCUGGUGGCCUCAUGACUUCACGUAUUUCUCAAGUGCCCCAAGCCCUGGGGACACAAAAUGGCCAAGUGUUUGCUCAUCCUGGGAGCCUAAAGUCUAGGCUCAGCUGUCUACUUGACAGGAAGGCAAAGAUGCUCUAACUUCUUGGCUUCCCAGUAUGCCAUAUCCUCCCCUCUAGCAGUCCCAGGACACCCCAAGUGAGCUAUAGCAGGACUGCUGUGUGAUUCCUGGAGCCUUGUCUGCUGGCAAAUUUUGGAGGAAUGAAAGCUGCAACAAUAAGGAAGGGUAGGCGGCUGCUCUUGAGGCCACAGCUGGCCCAGAGAAGGCUCUGGGUAGCUGUGCUUUGUGGGGGCAGGAAAAUAAACUGGAUCAAAAGUGAACCACCAGGGGCUGUGGAAGAAGGAAAUUCUGGAGACUAUCCUAGUCAUAAGAAUAGAGCUCACAGAAACACCUUGGUUUUGUGGAGCCAUCCUUGACCUCACUGCUCUAGCCCCAGGAAUACUUUUUCCUUUUUGUCUUGUGUUUCCUAGCAGAAAGUGGUGGUCUCACUCUGUUAGGUUGGGUUCACAUGGCCACAGCCUAGCCCUCUGGAUCUCUGCGUUGUUGCCUUGUGGGUCUGAAUGGGCUGAGCAUGGACCAUGCAGCCAUUAAUUAGCUUUUGCGCCAAUCUGAGAACAUGGAGCUCUAGUAUUGACAUACAUUUUAGUAUGUAUAAAUACAAAAAUUUAGUUUCAUGAAAGUUUUAAAAGCUCCAGUUACAUUAGAAAAUUUUAGGUAGAGCAAUACUGUGUGUGUGUGUGAGAGAGAGAGAGAGAGAGAGAGAGAGAGAGAGAUCUUGGUUGGGGGAUGCUUGCAGAGACCAGAGGGCAACUUGCAGGAGUUGGUUCUCCUUCCACUUUUAAAUUAUGCCUUCUUCAAAUAGCCAUUUGUUUGAGCUCUGUCUAUGAUGUUAGACUCCCUUGGUUCUAAAAGUCUCCCUACCCCCUAUCUGGGUGACCCUAGGUCUUGUAAGAAGCAUCACAUAACCCUCAGGGCAGAUUACAGGUUAGACUCUUUCCUGAUAAAGAAAUUGGUCCAACAAGCAUCUGGGAAUUCCUAGAAAUAUGUCACCCUGCUAAGGAUCUUAGUCUUCAGCAGGGACCUUCGAUUGUACUUGGAGAUUUUCCCCUCACCCCUAAGAUAUUUAGGUACUUAUAUUCUCCUUGUGAUAGAACCAUGCUUCUGCAUGGAAAAUGAGGCACUGUACUACACUAUGCAAAUCAAAUAUACUUGACCUCCUGACCCCAUUGAAUCAAACACAUUCGACUUCUAAAUCCCUCCUACUGACCAAAGAUUUAUAAAUCCCUGAUUUCAAAUAAAUGUGCUGAUGGCUGAGGUUU